AGUCGAGAUGAACAAAUUGGAUGCUGCCACGUCAAACUAAGGUAAGUUAAGAAAGCACCAUUCGGUAAGAAUACAUUUUAGUUCACUUGGUACAGUUUUGAAGGUGCAUCAUCACCAAUGGGGGACGCCAACUUCGCCUUCUUCCUUCUCUUUCUCCUUCCCGCGUUUCUUCUGGCGCUACUCUACUUCCUCGUUCGUCCGCGUCCAGUGAAGAUCCCCAUCAAGAACCGGCACGUGUUCAUCACCGGCGGAUCGAGCGGCAUCGGGCUGGCACUGGCGCACCGCGCCGCGGCGGAGGGCGCGCGCGUCUCCAUUCUCGCGCGGUCGCCGGAGAAGCUGGAGGAGGCUCGCAACGCGAUCCGCCUCGCCACGGGGAUCGAGGUGGCUGCGUUCGCGGCGGACGUGCGGGACUUCGAUGCGGUGAAGCGCGCGGUGGACGAUGCUGGCCCCAUCGACGUGCUGCUCCUGAACCACGGCGUGUUCGUGGCGCUGGAGCUGGAGAAGAUGGAAUUGAGUGACGUCAAGUUCACCAUGGACGUCAAUCUCAUGGGAACGUUGAAUCUCAUCAAGGCCGCGCUGCCCGCAAUGAAGAACCGCAACGAUCCGCUGCCCGCUUCCAUUGCUCUUGUUUCCUCGCAGGCCGGUCAGGUGGGAAUUUAUGGUUAUGUAGCUUAUUCGGCAAGUAAAUUUGGCCUUCGUGGUUUAGCAGAAGCAUUGCAACAAGAGGUUAUAGCAGAUAAUAUUCAUGUUUCUCUGAUUUUCCCUCCAGAUACGGAUACUCCUGGAUUAGCAGAAGAAAACAAGAGAAAACCAGAGCUCACCAAAAUCAUUGCAGCCUCCUCUGGUUCUAUGAAAGCUGAUGAAGUUGCUCAGAAAGCUUUGGAUGGUAUAAAAUGUGGCAAUUUUAUUGUUUCUUGCAAUUUCGAGGGAAUUGCACUAUCUCUAGCAACUGCAGGUUUAUCCCCUCAGAGAUCUUUCUUAAUGGCAUUUCUUGAGGUUGUUGCUGCUGGAAUCCUACGGAUUGUUGCACUAGGUAUGCAGUGGACUUGGUAUGGAAGCAUAGAGAAAUAUCACAGCCAAAGGAAGGGUUCAUCCCGAAGGAGCUGAAACACUGAGUUCUGUGCCCUUCUUUUAGGAGAGUUAUAUGCAGAUAUUGGGUUGCGGCUUUCUUCCACCCUGUUCUACAAUGUGAUUGAUAUAGGGAAAUUCAAAUACUCGUUAAGAAAUGAGAACUCGAUAAACAUCAAGUAGUUCUAGUGUCUUGUUUCUGAUUUUCAUCCUUAGUACUUGAUAGAGACUGAACAAUGAAAAUAUGGCAUAUCUCGUUUUUAAUCACAUUUUUGUUAGGCAAAUGUAUGAUUAGCUACUUUGUAUCCUAUAUUUUGAACUACUCAUUUUCCGCAGUCCUAGUUUUAACUGUAUCAAGUUGACCUUAUAAUUGUUUUCUGAUAGUAGAAAGGAUUUGCUUCCUGGUUCUUUAAA
Glycine soja is the source of this 1482-nucleotide messenger RNA. Its product is annotated as 3-dehydrosphinganine reductase TSC10A-like. Gene Ontology annotation, biological process: sphingolipid biosynthetic process. Lineage: Eukaryota; Viridiplantae; Streptophyta; Magnoliopsida; Fabales; Fabaceae. The record is from RefSeq and is a predicted model, not a curated record. The transcript is spliced from 4 exons. Gene Ontology annotation, molecular function: 3-dehydrosphinganine reductase activity. Gene Ontology annotation, cellular component: endoplasmic reticulum membrane. The coding region runs from base 118 to 1107 and encodes 329 amino acids.